This is a messenger RNA of Dujonia railenensis, 441 nucleotides long. The record is from the annotation of a GenBank genome assembly. Lineage: Eukaryota; Fungi; Ascomycota; Pichiomycetes; Serinales; Debaryomycetaceae.
AUGAGGUGUAGAAAGUAUAGUAAACUACAAACCAGGCUGCAAACAGAAGAAAUAGAAAUUGACAUUCGAACUCAGUCGAUAUGGUAUACAGAAGUGUUCUUCUCCUGGCACCGACGCCCCAGCUGGCCCAUAUCACUCGGAAGUCUUCAUUCAUUUCUACCUAAUUUUUUUUUAUUUAAUUUUUUCGAUUCUCUUUUUUUUUUUUUUUUUUUAUUUUCUCUAAUUUCCUCCUACUCCGAAAUCUUGUACCGGAAUUCUACUCGGUCAACAACUCUGCCCUUUCCGCGAUCGCUAUUGGCCAAUAUCCCCCAGUUCAACUUAUAUACCGGAGGGGCCCGCUUCAUAGCACCAAAUUUUCUCUUGUUCUCCCUAGUAAUUUCGAAAAUUCCCUUCCCUGUUGAUUUCAUCAAUACGAAUCAAGCACCACAAAAAAAAAAGUAG